AUGGGCCGCAAAAAGAUCGAGAUCAAGCCGCUCACGGACGAGCGCAACCGCAACGUGACCUUCCUGAAGCGCAAGGCGGGCCUGAUGAAGAAGGCCUACGAGCUCUCAGUCCUGUGCGGGGCGAACGUUUCGCUGCUCAUUUUCUCCUCGAACGGCAAGCCGUACGAGUUCUCCUCUGCGGACUUUGACUCGGAGAUCGACCGCUACAACGAGUAUGAGGGCACGAUUGAGCGCCGGCGCGGGGCCGAGUUCGAGGCCAUGAUCAACGACGACGAUGACGACGACGAGGGCGGCGCGGGCAACGACGACGGCGAGCAGCAGCCGAAGAAGGGCCCCGCCAAGAGCCUCAAGGGCAAGGAGAGCUACAAGAAGCGCCGCGUCGCGUGGCGCGAGCCGAAGCGCGACGAGAGCUUUGUCGGCUCGCUCCUCGACGACCGAGAGCGGGAGCGGGAGCGCGACUAUGAGCGCAAGCGCGAGCGCGAGGAGAGUCCCUCCGUUGCGGGCCUGUCCUACGCGCUCGGGUUGCAGCAGCAGCAGCCGCAGUACCAGCGCGCGUCGUACCCCGCCUACCCUCCCCAAGUACAAAGCAACUACCUCCCCACGCCCGGGGGAUUGGGCGGCGACAUGGGCCUCACGACCUACGCCUGGCUGCACAUGCAGCAAGCGCACCAGGAGCAGAAACGCGCCCUGCUCGAGCAGCAGCAGCAGCAGCUCCUGAAACUGACCUCGUGCUCGUCCUCCAACAGCUUCCUUCGGGACAUCCUCGGCGGAGCAGGACAGAUGGGCCUGCCCCCGCAGCAGGGGCAGCAGGAAUUCGUGUGGCCCACAGCAGCCCAUGGAGAGCAGGAGCGCAUGCACGCUGCCCAGCAGCAGCAGGGAGGGGCAGGAGGCGUCACGACGCCGCCGGAGGAGGAUCUGAUUUGGGCGCUUGCGAAUGGGGCAGGGCCGAGCGAGAGGGGCGUCAAGCGCAUGAGGCAGUAG
Trichosporon asahii var. asahii CBS 2479 is the source of this 981-nucleotide messenger RNA. RefSeq lists its product as uncharacterized. NCBI's taxonomy places the organism in Eukaryota, Fungi, Basidiomycota, Tremellomycetes, Trichosporonales, Trichosporonaceae. Gene Ontology annotation, biological process: positive regulation of transcription by RNA polymerase II. The transcript has 2 exons. The record is from RefSeq and is a predicted model, not a curated record. The coding region runs from base 1 to 981 and encodes 326 amino acids. Gene Ontology annotation, molecular function: protein dimerization activity; RNA polymerase II cis-regulatory region sequence-specific DNA binding; DNA-binding transcription factor activity, RNA polymerase II-specific.